AGUUCGUCAAGGUUGUUUUGUCUGUGGGUGUGAGUGUCCGCCUAAUAACUCGGACCAAAUGAGGGAUAUAGACCAUUCUCCCCCUACACAUAUUUUCCUGUAUUCUCUUGUGUCUACAGUGCCUUCAUGCUAGACAUAAACCACUACUGAAGUAGUGCACGCAUCUGGUCUUACUCUUUCACAAUAUCAUUGUGAAUUUCAUGAUAAAUUACUUUUGAGGCUUAUUCUGGGCAUUUUUUAACCCUCAACAAUUCUAGUUUCUCAUUGAUUAACAUACUUUGAAAAUAUUUCGACUUCUGAUCACACAUUCAAAUCUUAAUGUCGGAAGAAGUUGCAGAACACAAACGAUUGAUUUCCGAGGCAGCUUCGUGCUACAGACGUAAAGAUUUUGAACAAUGCCUUUCUAUCAUGGAGAAACUGAAAAGCCGAAAGCACGAUGAUACAAAAGUAAAGAUAAAUAAGGCACUAUUAUCGUAUGUAUAUAAUUCACGUUAUUCGCAGAGCGAUCAAUAUAUUUCUGAUCUGAAAAGAAUCGCAACUGUUGAAGGAAUGAAUCUUGACGACUAUAUUAAUAAAACAGUCUUAAGUAGACAUAAUUCAGGUCGUUCAGAUGAACCUCAUACUUCUAAAGAUCUGUUGCCGAAUACUGCACCUCAGUUUGUAUCGAGAUCUUCUGUUAUGAUAAACUUACUGUACAACUACGCUGUUGUAUUAUUUUAUCAACAUCAGUAUGCUCAGGCUGAAAAACUUCUUGCUAACUGCCUUGGUAUCCCAUCAAACUUGGAAUACGCAUGUAGUAAGACAUUGCACCUAAAUGAGACUCAAUUAAACUUCCAGUCUCCGACGUGCAUUGAUCAAUCUUCUACUUUGAUACAAACAAUAGACCUUACACCAUCAAACGAUACUGACCUAUGUCGACGUAUCGUGCUUCUUUGGUUGGAAGUUUCUUUAAAGUUGUUUCGGAUGGAGCGUGUUUUUGAACUUUGUGACUACUGGAUUUUAUGUCUUAAUACGGCGUCAGUUAUGUCAGAAACAGCCAGCCUGUCAUCGAAUCCCCAGCCACUAACUUCUCCAUCUGAAAAUACCAGCUGUCAUUCACAUAAUCUCAGUAGUAAUGCAUUGUCUAUGUUAAUUGGGAUUCAAAAACCAAUACAACUUUACUACAUUCGAGCAUGUUUGCUAACAGGACGUUUAAAUGAAGCUGAAUCCGAAUUAAACAUAUUCAUAUCAGAAAGUUAUUCGAUAUCAAAUAACAACUCUCUUCAAAAGAAUACUGAUUUUGAAGAAAAUUCCACCGAAGUCAAAACUACGCCUGACGAUGUGGGUGAAAAUUGUCUGGAAGAGAAAAAAACAGAAAAUCCCACACAUUCAGAUUCUCAAAUUGACACUGAUCAUUGUUCUAAUAUUGUGUGGUCUACUGGAAAUUCUGUAUAUUUCCUUCAAGCUCAGCUAGCUUUUUUAAAGGGUCAGUAUAGUGAUGCCGUCAAAUUGCUUAUUUCUAUGCCACCACCUUCUUAUAAUUCAACUGCUAUGCAUGAUUGGGAGUCUGUUAUUUUAAAGAAUAAUCUUUCAUUGAUUCAUCAUCGCACUGGUCGAUGUACCUCUGGUUUGGUACAACUUCGUCAUGCUUUAAAACAAAUUGACAAAACAAUCAAAACUGCUGUACAUUCAGAAGAAAAAAAUGCGUCUUAUUUACUCAAUCAUCAAAAUGGUUGCUCCUCUUUUGUUGAAUAUUCUGAAUUGUUUAACCAGAUUCCAUUACAUGUCUCCAGUUUACUUGAACAUUACGAAUUGAUUUAUAAUUAUGGGAUACACUUGUUAUUCACUAACAGACCUUCAGAAGCAUUUUCUACACUAUCACAACUUGUUCGUAUUUAUCCAAGAAAUCCUCGUCUAUGGUUUCGUCUUGCCGAAUGUUGUAUAAAGUUGCAUUGUCCACAUAAUUUAUCACUUUGGAAUAUGGAAUCAAGAAAACGAUGUAUUGUUGAAACCUUUGGUUCUGGUUCGUUUCGUAAAUUAUCACUUGCUUCUGUGAAUCCACAGGUCACCAAGUCAAAAGUAGAUGAUACAUUAUUAUCGUCUCCGAGCAUGGAAUUCGCAUUUCUGGCGUUACGUAAUGCAAGCCUAUUAAUUCCAACACCUGAUAAGCUUAUUACAAAUAAGUCUUCAAGUAAUGAUAGAAUUAAUUCAUCAUAUGUUUCAUCUCUUGUUAAAUGGUCAAAUAAACAGUUUAUCUCCACUUAUCCAUCACCAACACCAUUGUUCGGUAUCGGAUUAUUACACUUCUUGUCAGCUUUACAUGUGAACAUAUCGUAUGUGGCUUUGUGUUUAAACGAAUUUGUAGACGUAAUACAUUCUGCCAGUUUGAUAAUGGAUUCAGUACCACAAAAUGAAACCAAUUCUACUCCGGUAGGAUCGGUUAAACGUAAAAAAUAUCUGCCUAGUCUUGCUAUGAUUGCUCCAAAAAUCCACAGUUAUUUAUGCCGUUUGUAUUGUGCUGAAGCUUUGACUUAUCUGGAUAAAGUAGAUGAAGCCACUGCUUUACUACAAAUAUCCACAAAUAAUCAGUUAGAUUCCAUUAUACGUUCUUUAAACGGUGUUUGUUUUGCAAUGCCAUUUCUUUUUCCUAACACUGAUUAUAUCCAUGACUUUUCUACAAAUAAUGAUUCAGUGAAUAACAACUCGGAUAUUUGCGAUGAGACUAACCUGUCGUUUCUUGUGAAUAGAUGUUCAAAACAAUCAAUUAUUCGACCUGUGGACUUUCCUUCUAAUGUUGUUCAGUCUUCAUCAUUAUUAGCUUACAAUUUAGCAGUCACAUUAGCUAUUCAAAAACAAUAUACUUUGUCAAAGCAAUACUUAGAUCUAUCAUUACCAGGUUUAUUUGUAUCAGCAAAUGAAGUAGAUGGUCGAAAAUGGCAUAUUAAUAAAUUAUCAGAAGAGGCAACUAUAACCAAUCAUUGUAAAUUAUUACCGACUACAGUUAUUUUACUACGUAUCUAUUUAGCUAUACGUUUAAAUGAUCAAAAACAUGCCGCUGAAUUAAUACGUGAGAAUUUCGGUCACUUUGCAAUGGCUAAUAGAUUAAAUUCAAUUCCUAUUUGUGAUCAUGAUGAAUUAACUUCUGUCCCAUCAAUACCACAAGAUAAUGUUGUUCCGUCACUAAAUCCUAAAAGUGUUCCUUUAACUUUAAUUGAUUUACAACAAUUGAUUAAAGGUCAACAAUACCAAUCAAAUCCUACUGCUGGGAUUUCACAAAUGCAUCCAGCAUCAUCCAUUCAACUAUCACAACAGUUCAAUAAUAACAAUAAUAAUAAUAAUAAUAACUCCACUAAUAAUAGUAAUAAUAAUAAUCAGUCACUUAAUUUAUGGACACCUUGUCAACAAUUUCGUCAAUCUCAAGCUCAGCAAAAUCAAACAAUUUAUUAUUCACCAUUGUUACAAACACAAUCUACACUUACUAAUUAUGAAUAUGCUAACUGUUGGGAUUCAUUGACACCACCUACAACUGGUAUAAUUACAGCUAAUAAUGAAAAUGAUUGGCCACCUUUAUAAAUUGUAUCUGAUGUUCAGUAUUAUUUCUUCUCUUGUUUGUUUUUAAUUUUAAGAAAUACUGAAGCGUUUUAUAAUCCUUAUUAAUGGAUUGAUUUGGUCGGUUUUUAUCAAUCUAGAAAAUUUGUUAAAUGUACAAACUCAGGAGUAACUUUGUUUUUAAACAAAAUAUCGGUUAACUGUAAUAAACAGUAAUUAU
Molecule: messenger RNA, 3748 nt
Organism: Schistosoma margrebowiei
Lineage: Eukaryota; Metazoa; Platyhelminthes; Trematoda; Strigeidida; Schistosomatidae
Source: the annotation of a GenBank genome assembly